Soboliphyme baturini is the source of this 693-nucleotide messenger RNA. The record is from the annotation of a GenBank genome assembly. NCBI's taxonomy places the organism in Eukaryota, Metazoa, Nematoda, Enoplea, Dioctophymatida, Soboliphymatidae.
AUGCCUUCAGCGUCAAUGCCUUUAAACGAAGGGGAACUGUUGGAAUCCAGUCUACGCUUUGACAUCCGAUACGCUGGUGUCAUCGCCGACAUCCCAGUGGAUCUCGAUUUGACUGGCAGGACAGAUUUUCUGACAUCGGUUGACCGUGCACAGAACGAUGGAUACAAGAUUUAUGACCCCGAACGAAUUGUAGAUGCGAUUUUGGUAUUGAAUCCUUAUAGUAUAUGGAUUUUGGAAAAGCGCAGCGAGGACCUGGCCGAAACGAUAUGUGCCAAUCUGGAACGAUGUUUUCAGUUGGUUUUCGGUGAGGCUACGUCGCAGUUUUUUGACAAGACGAUUACCGAAGGCGCCAACACUAAUUUAAGCUUAUCCGGAUCACGUGCAAAUUUGUCAAAAAGGGUGGUCAGGUCACAGCCUCAGAAUUCGAGUACGACUCAUUCAGAAUCAGAUCAACUAAGCGCGGAUGCCGCUGACUUAAUCCAAGAGUACAUUCGGAUGUUACACGCUACGUUGUCGAACGAAGAACUGAAGCAAUUUGCGAUCCUGCUGAAACGUUGGAGAGCUGACAAUCUGCCGUUUUCCGAGUUCUUCCAAAAAGUGCUGGAAUUGUACGGCUCUGAACGAAAGUAUUUGCUAGCCAGUAUGCCGACCGCAGCGUACAUUGUAUCGCAAGUACUUGUGCCUUAUAAUUAG